This is a messenger RNA of Dromaius novaehollandiae (emu), 1117 nucleotides long. RefSeq names its product peptidylprolyl isomerase B (gene PPIB). The record is from RefSeq and is a predicted model, not a curated record. Gene Ontology annotation, molecular function: peptidyl-prolyl cis-trans isomerase activity. Gene Ontology annotation, biological process: protein peptidyl-prolyl isomerization; protein folding. Bases 139 to 810 code for a protein of 223 amino acids. The transcript has 5 exons. NCBI's taxonomy places the organism in Eukaryota, Metazoa, Chordata, Aves, Casuariiformes, Dromaiidae.
ACCGCCCGUUCCCUCCCCCCCGGCGCGCUCGUUGGUUUCGCCCGGGCGGCCGGAGCGGGCGGCGAGCGGAGCGCGGCUCGGAGCGUACCACUGCGCGGCGGGGGAGGGGCGCGGGGCCGGCCCGGCGGGCGGGGCCGGAUGCAGGCAGCGCGGCGGGCGCUGUGGCCGGGCUGCGAGCGGCGAAGGAUGAAGGUGCUGGUGGCGGCGGCGGUGCUGGGCGCGGCGCUCCUGCUGCUGCUGCCCGCCGCCUCGCGGGCCGACGAGCGGAAGAAGGGCCCCAAGGUCACGGCCAAGGUGUUCUUUGAUCUGCGCAUCGGUGAAGAGGAUGUGGGCCGUGUUGUCAUUGGGCUCUUUGGCAAGACCGUGCCCAAGACAGUGGAUAACUUCGUUGCACUGGCCACCGGAGAGAAAGGGUUUGGGUUCAAGGGCAGCAAGUUCCACCGUGUCAUCAAGGACUUCAUGAUCCAGGGAGGAGAUUUCACCCGUGGAGACGGCACCGGAGGCAAGAGUAUCUAUGGGGACCGCUUCCCCGAUGAGAACUUCAAGCUGAAACACUACGGCCCUGGCUGGGUGAGCAUGGCCAACGCUGGCAAGGACACCAACGGUUCCCAGUUCUUCAUCACCACGGUGAAGACGCCGUGGCUGGACGGCAAGCACGUGGUGUUUGGCAAAGUGCUGGAAGGCAUGGACGUGGUGAGGAAGGUGGAGAGCACUAAGACAGACAGCCGGGACAAGCCCCUGAAGGAUGUCACCAUCGCUGACUGUGGCACCAUAGAGGUGGAGAAGCCAUUCGCCAUCGCCAAAGAAUAAGCCGCCAUCCUGGCUCAGCGAAACGGCAGGGCCCUGCGCCGCGGAGGCCCAGCCGCAAAGGGCUGCGGGCCUGGGGCUGCCCCACCCUCCUCCCCCAUGCGUUUCCCCGCCUCCCCGGCGUCGUCCCUGGGCAGGUGAGCAGCAGCCGAGCCGCUGUGCCCCACGCGCCCGCCUCCGCUGCCCAGGCCUCCUCCUUCACCCCUACCACAUUCCAGCUGGCCAGCGGGCAGGACGGGGCGCUGGCUCCUCUUCCCAUCACUUUUGUAAGAAGCACAUGCACCAAUAAAUGUGACCAAUGUGUUUUUUA